CAACGAGUACGAGUGUACCGGUACAGUUCGAACCGUUUCUGGUUUCUGAACCGGUAGAUGGGAGUGAUCCRGUCUAUUCCAGACUACAGAAUGAUUUUGAUCGAUUACGAUCACAAUAGUAUCGAACUUCGCAUGAGCAACACACCAUGAUUUGGAUGUCGACGAGUAUUCGGAGACCAAACGAAAGGUUCAAUAGAUGAGUGUYUACCAUCGACUCGUGCAUUGCUCAUCCGUCCAUAGAGGAAGUGUAAAAGAGUCAUUCCAGCUUCUUGAUCAGCUGACCAGAAGUACGUUAGRCAGCCGCGGCGUCGACAAUGAUGGCAGCGUGGAUGAAGGUUCCUCUUCCCAUGACAASAAUCUAGAGGAGCGGCGGCUCUGCCAAAAGGUCGAAAAACAGUCAGUCGAGCCMCUGAAUACUAUUCUCGCUAGGUGGAAGARUGAAUACCUUCGAUCGCCUAGAACCACCCUUCAUCCACGCCAAGUACUCGAUAAGGUCGACGAAUGGAAAGGAUUGCUAGACAACAACAGUGGUGCACUUUCACGUGCUGCCACCACGAAUCCUGGAUACAACGACCACGAGCAUCUGCUACAGUUAGUGCGUCCCGAUAUAGGUUCGUACACGUGCAUYAUGCAAGCGGUUGCCGSGAGUGUAGAUCACGGGCAAUCAUCGUCGUCACCAAGCCAACAUGAAAUAAAUAUGAAUAAAUUACGCUUUGUCGAUGCCUUGCUCGAUCGGCUGGUACAARACGCMAAGAGCGAUUUUUCUAUUCCUCCCAACGCAGCAUCCUUCGCCACUGUGAUGAAUGCAUGGGCGCAUAGUAGCAGCAAUACUCAAAAUAAUACAAAAAUUCAAACCACCGUGCGAAAGCAGAAAAACGAUUUUUCUUCUUCWAAAAAAGUGGAAGAAUUGCUUCAGCGCAUGGAGGCACUCCAUGAGGAAGGCUUGCCCAACUUAGAACCGAAUGUUGUGGUUUACAAUAUACUUCUACAUGCGUGGGCUAAGGAAGGGAAAAUCGAAAAGAUAGAAGACACCUUGCAACGAAUGAUUCAUUUAGAAAUCCCGGGAGUGAGCCCCGAUCCAGUGUCAUACAGUACGCUCUUGUCGGCAUAUUCCAAGAUGGGGACUCCMGAAGCCACGCAGAAAGCAGAUUCUCUUUUGCACCAAAUGCUUGAACUUCAUAGUCACGGUAUGGAAUCSGCGAAACCAAAUAUUAUAUCUUUCACCAAUGUGGUGCAGUGUUAUGCUCGAUUGGGGGAUGGUGGAAAGGCUGAAGAAUGGCUGGAAAAACUUCUAGACCUUUAUCACAAUAGUGCAGCGACCGCAUCCGAUGAUAGUUUAGUUCAUCUCGAUCCUGAGUGGAAACCGGAUGUGGGAAUUUACAACUCUGUAAUUCAAGCAUGGGCUAAAUCGGGUCAACCGCACAAGGCCGAGAGAUUUUUGAGAUCAAUGAUAGCAAUGGACGAUGAAAUUGCAAACGAAACAGAACCAGGCGCAACAAKAUUGUCCAAAAGCAAACAUCUCUCUGGUGAAUCAGUACCAAUUGUUGAGCCUGAUAGCCGAUCGUUCAACAUUGUCCUAUCGGCAUGGGCAAAGGCUGGGGAGGCCGAACGAGCCGAGGCAAUUCUUAUGGAAAUGCAUAGACUGCAUGUAGAGGAAGAUUUCGAUACGCGUCCRACURCAGUCUCGUAUAACACAGUUUUGGAUUCGUACGCAAAUAAAGCGAAGAAAAUAAGAGAUGCGGARGRAAAAAAAAAUUCACUGCAACGCAACAAGAAGGCUAGUAAGAAAAGUUCAAGCACGGCAAGCAACAAUGGACAAGAUUCCCCAUGGAAUCGGGCCGAAGCUAUCUUGAACCACAUGAUAGACUUGUUCGAGGGUGGAGAUCGUGGUGUAAAACCGACAACACAAACUUGGAAUACAGGUAAGUUCCAUGCCAUCUUUCGCAUUAUUCCGAGUAACCUAAACCGCCAUACUUUGAAAACRACUUCUGACAAUCACUGUAUCGAAAUACUAAGUUUUAAACGUUUGUGCUAAGGCAGGCAAAAUCGAUGAGGCCGAAAAAGUGUUAGAUCGUAUGACGUCGUUUCAGACUCCUUCGGCUAUAGAGUCAGGGCAUACAAAAGUUCAAAGAGCUGUGGUUCCCUCUACCAGAACUUGGAACACAUUGCUGUCGAGCUGCAUGGCAAAAGGUGACGUUCACAGAGCCAAACAAUUUUGGUUGCGAAUGAAGGAAAGCGGGACGCAACCUGAUAUUGUAAGCUAUAACACACUGUUAAAUUGCUUUGUACGGUUGCGCAAUAGUAAGGCAAGCGGAAACAGCAACGCAAUUCACAGAGAAGUCGAAUCCAUAUUUCAGAAUCUCUGUAAUGACCAAAACGUAAGUAUGAACCACAUAACAUAUCUUGCCAUGAUCAAUUUCUGGAUCAAUCAAAGGGCUCCAUACAAGGCGGAGUCAUUUAUCUUAAACAUGGCAGAGGAAUCAAUGAAACCGGCCAAAAUGGAAGAACUAAAUGUCCGCAAAAGCGAUUUACCUGCACCGAACCGUAGUCUGUUCCAUUAUGUCCUAUCAUGUUGGGGGGAGCAUAAGAAGCCGAAAAAGGCCGAAGAACUUCUUUUGAAAAUGGCGAAGCUUUCAGAUGACCACAAGUUUGACUUGAGACCGACGACGGAGACCUACAACAGAUUGCUCAACUGCUGGGCCAAAUCGAUGAAAAUCGAGUCUGGAGAACGGGCGGAAAUCAUUUUGCGUGAGAUGGAAACACUCGGAAGCCUCGGAGACAACGAGGCGACUCCAGAUAUCUAUUCCUACAACUCCGUACUCAAUGCGUGGGCAAAUAGUGGCGAUGCUGCAGCUUUGACUAGAAUUGAUGGCUUGAUUCUCGAAAUGAUUCUCACGGGAAAUCCUAGUCUACUGCCUGACUCGUUUAGCUAUGGGGCAUGGCUCAAGGCAAUAGCUUCGAGCGCCGAAGCAAACAAUKAUAAAAAAGUGAAAGAGGUCGUCAAAACGAUGAAAAUCCAUAAUUUUCAGCCCAGCGAGUAUAUUCAGAAACAAAUUCGAAGACUGAGCACAAAUGAUAAGAACCACCGAUGAGUCUUCCUCUCGAUUGUUCAUAUUCAAUUUUUUAUCUWACCACCAUAUAUUUGUGGCUGCAAAGUACAAAAAUCUCCCCUUSGAUAGAGACAAAGCUCUGACUGMAACAAGGCAUUUAGUUGCCUCGAUCGUAUCAGAUGUCAUCCUCGUUUACCUCCUUCCUUAAUGGAUUCAUUGAUCGAAGCGAAAUGUUCAGAAGUUCAACCGACUAAUUCGAAAAGCUCGGGUACACAUUUACAACAGAUAGAUCACUUUGCACUAUCUGGAAUAGACUUCAAAAAACUGA
Messenger RNA from Pseudo-nitzschia multistriata, 3378 nucleotides. The record is from the annotation of a GenBank genome assembly. NCBI's taxonomy places the organism in Eukaryota, Bacillariophyta, Bacillariophyceae, Bacillariales, Bacillariaceae.